UGCCGGCCGGGUGGGAGCUGCGGCCGCUCUCGGGCUCGGCUCAAGGGAGAGGGGGGCGCGCGGCCCUGAGCGUGCUGCCAUCACGCUGCGGCUCCGCACAGGCUGCUGGGGCGCGCUGCCCACUGCACCUCAGGGAAGGCCGCUGACAGCCCAGCGGGGAAGGAUGAUGCCUCUGGGUGAGGAUGGGCCCAGCUGGAAGAAGAGAGCCCAGGACAUCCGGGAGAUCUACGAGUUCCGGGAGACCCUGGGCACGGGAGCCUUCUCUGAGGUGGUGCUGGCUGAGGAGAGGACGAGCCGGAAGCUGGUGGCCAUUAAGUGCAUUGCCAAGAAGGCCCUGGAGGGGAAGGGGACCAGCCUGGAGAACGAGAUUGCCGUCCUGCACAAGUUAGAGUGGAGCCUGGUCUGCGUGUUCCAGCCAAAGAAGCUGCUCUGCAGGCUGGCGCUGCUGGGCCCAGGGCCUGCAGGAGGAGUGGGGGAGUGUCCACUGCCUGGUGUGAGCCUGGGGCUGCAUGGACUGGGCUGCCCCCCAGCUCUCCCCUCCACCUGCAGUGUCUCAGGCGGGGAGCUCUUUGAUCGGAUUGUGGAGAAGGGGUUCUACACAGAGCGGGACGCCAGCCAGCUGAUCCGGCAGAUCCUGGAUGCUGUGCGGUACCUGCACGAUAUGGGCAUUGUGCACCGGGACCUGAAGGUGAGCCACCAUCUGGGGAGGGGCCCUGCCCACAUGGCACUGCUAAACGCAGGCACAGAGGAGUCUCCCCAGAUACUAGCAGCACCCGUUCACCGCUGCCCCUCUCUCCUGGUACAGCAAGCAUUCAAUGCCACCGCCGUGGUGAGACACAUGAGGAAGCUGCAGCUUGGAACCAGCCAGGAAGGACCCGGGCAAACCAUUCCAACCAGUCCCUGCGAGCUGCUGGAGGCUAGUGCCAGCAACGCAGGGGCAGACUCCAGGGGCUGCGAGAGGUUGCUGGGGCCCAGCUCUCACCGCCCCCCCCAGGAUUGACAGCACCCAGCAUGGCCCUGCCUCGCCAGCACUGCCCCACGGGGGCCCUGGCCUCGGGGACGAGCUGCGUGGGGUGGGGGCGCUGGCUGCUGCUGGAGGCACCAAGAGCUGGUGUCUCAUUGCUGCGGCUGAUCCAAGCCAGGUGGCAGGGCACACAGAGAGCUGGCCUGGGACUGAGCCUCCAGGGGAGACAGCAACAGCAGCUGGCGCUUGGGGCACAGCCGCCCUGCCUGCAGAGUGCAGGCUAGGAACCCAGCAUUUCCCCUGGGGCAGAGCCAAGGCCCAGCCUCCCUGGGGGCCACGCCUGGGGUAGGCCACUGACCCCCCACCAUGCUGGGGCCUGCAUGUACUUGCUCAUGCCACUGCAGCCCCCUUCCCUCCCUCCCUCCCCACUCCACAGGCGGGAGCUCAGGUACUGCGCUCUGGCCAGAUCCCCAGCAAGGCUGGGGGUGGGGGUGGGGGUCGGUGCAGCUAAGCUGCAGGGUGACGGGCUGUGGAACAAGGGGCCGAUUCACCUAGCUGCAGUCCCCACUUCUAGCCCCUGUACCUUCCCCCCACCAUGGCCCCAGCCCCUCCCCGCAUGUUCAAGCAGAAUUUCCA
Chelonoidis abingdonii (Abingdon island giant tortoise) is the source of this 1600-nucleotide messenger RNA. NCBI's taxonomy places the organism in Eukaryota, Metazoa, Chordata, Testudines, Testudinidae. The record is from RefSeq and is a predicted model, not a curated record.